Molecule: messenger RNA, 1916 nt
Organism: Pogoniulus pusillus (Red-fronted tinkerbird)
Lineage: Eukaryota; Metazoa; Chordata; Aves; Piciformes; Lybiidae
Gene: ABI3
Product: ABI family member 3
Exons: 8
Coding region: 406-1497 (363 amino acids)
Biological process (GO): neuron migration; regulation of cell migration
Cellular component (GO): actin-based cell projection; SCAR complex; lamellipodium
Molecular function (GO): signaling adaptor activity; SH3 domain binding
Source: RefSeq, a predicted model, not a curated record
AGGAGAGGCAGGAGCUGAGCCUAGCACCGAGGAGAGGCAGGAGCUGAGCCUAGCACCAAGGAGAGGCAGGAGCUGAGCCCAGCACGAAGGGGAGGCAGGAGCUGAGCCCAGCACGGAGGAGAGGCAGGAGCUGAGCCCAGCACGGAGGAGAGGCAGGAGCUGAGCCCAGCACGAAGGGGAGGCAGGAGCUGAGCCCAGCACGGAGGAGAGGCAGGAGCUGAGCCCAGCACGAAGGGGAGGCAGGAGCUGAGCCCAGCACGGAGGAGAGGCAGGAGCUGAGCCUAGCACCAAGGAGAGGCAGGAGCUGAGCCUAGCACCAAGGGGAGGCAGGAGCUGAGCCCAGCACGGAGGGGAGGCAGGAGCUGAGCCUAGCACGGAGGAGAGGCAGGAGCUGAGCCCAGCAGCAUGUCGGAGCUGGAGCAGCUGCAGCACCAGGACAUCCCUACAGGAAGGCAGCUGCUGCGCGACCACCACUGCAACCUCCUCAGAGUCGCCGACUACUGUGAGAGCAACUACCUGGAGGCCAGCGACAAGCGGAAGGCGCUGGAGGAGACGAUGGCUAUGAGCACCCAGUCCCUGGCCAGCGUCACCUACCAGGUCAGCAGCUUGGCCACUGCCUUCCUCCGGCUGCUGGACCUGCAGGCAGACGAGCUGCAGAGGGUGGAGGCUGAUGUCAGCUGCCUGGCACAGAGGGUGGACAUGCACAAGGAGAAGGUGGCCCGGCGGGAGAUCGGCUCCCUGGCCGUCAGCAGGAGGCUCCCAGCCCACCAGAGGGUCACAUCCCCCCCCAGCCCACCCUGCCUGCAGCCCUACUACAGGAGACCUCUCAACUUCAGCGUCCUGGAUGACCUUGGCCACGGCAUAAAGGACCCCAGCACUCAGCUGUCCCGCACGGGCACCCUGGCUCGGAAGGGCAUCAAAUCAACGGCUCAGGCUUCGGGCACCUUGGGGAGAGGCAAUCGCAUCCCUGAGCCCAUCCAGCCACCUGUGGUUCCCGAGGGAAAGCUCUCCACAGCCUCCUCCACCUCCUCGCUGCCAUCCACCAGCUCGAGUGCAGCCCCAGCAGCCCCCAGUGAAGGCAUCCCAGUACCACCACCACUGCCCUCCCUGCCACCACCUGCAGCCAUCAUCCCACCACCUCCACCUCUCCCUGGGGACCUGCCCCCACCACCUCUAGAGGACCUUCCUGUGCCUUCAUUGGACCUCAUACCCCCAGCCCCUGAUGACCUGGAGCCACCACCACCCCCAGCAGCUUUGCCUGAGGAUUUGGCCCCACCACCACCACCACCUGCUGCAGAGGAUCCUCCCUGGGUCCCAGAGAACUACCUGGAGAAAGUGGUGGCUCUCUACCCCUACACCCAGCAGAAGGACAAUGAGCUCUCCUUCCAGCCCGGCGCCCUCCUCUUCGUCACACGGCGCUACUCGGACGGCUGGUGCGAGGGGGUGCUGGGGCAGCAGGCAGGCUUCUUCCCUGGCAACUACGUGGAGCCCUUCUGAGCACCCAGGACAGGCACCCUCCAGCACCCCCACACCCAGGACUGGCCACAUCCUGCUCCUGCUGGGGCAGGGCUGUUCUUUUGCCUCUCCAGUUUGGUUUUGCACAGCUGAGGUUUCGGAGGACUGCUUGGGUUGGGGAAGACCUCUCAAGAUCACUGAGUGCAACCUUCAGCCCAACACCUUUGUGCCCAUGAAACUGUGUCCCCAAGUGCCACAGUGGUGGUCAGGAUGCUGGUCCCAUGGGGAUGCUUCUGGUAGUAAGAGCCACGCAGGACCAUAGGGCUGGAAGGGACCUCAAAGCUUAGCCAGCUCCAAGGCCCUGCUGUGGGCAGGGACAUCUCCCACUAGAUCAAGUUGCUCAAGGCCUCAUCCAGCCUGGUCCUGAACACCUCCAGGGAGGUUGUGGAGCACAGAAGCAC